Messenger RNA from Zychaea mexicana, 2319 nucleotides. RefSeq names its product histone acetyltransferases subunit 3-domain-containing protein. Gene Ontology annotation, cellular component: SAGA complex. Gene Ontology annotation, molecular function: transcription coactivator activity. Gene Ontology annotation, biological process: regulation of transcription by RNA polymerase II. The record is from RefSeq and is a predicted model, not a curated record. The transcript has 9 exons. The coding region runs from base 247 to 2133 and encodes 628 amino acids. Lineage: Eukaryota; Fungi; Mucoromycota; Mucoromycetes; Mucorales; Lichtheimiaceae.
GAGACUUAUACAGUUGUAUUAUGUUUUACGAGUAUCGAAAACAGUUGCCAUAUUUGAAAAAUCUUAAAUUUGAAAGCCAACCUGUUGGGGGGGCGUGUGUGAGAGAGAGUGUGUGUGAAUGAUUAGAGAAAGAGGGGAGGGGGAGGAUCACACACAUAUAAUAGAAGCUACAUACAUAUAUGCCUUUUUCUUUUUGUUCUUCUCCAAAAUAUCUAACAGAGUUUUUUUUUUUUAUUCAAAUGAGCAAUGGACUCCAAUUUGUCGCGUCAAUACAGCCCACCAGCAUCCGUCUCCCCCACUAUUACCGGCCAUUAUUAUCAACAGGCGCAAGCAGCAUCCAGAAAUUCAAAUAAUUCAAACAAUUUGCCAUCUUUACCAACAGCAAGCGAUCUGUCAAGCAUCAAAGCCGAUCUGGAAAGAGUCUUGUCACAUUCGGAUAAACGUCAAAAGCAUUUGGAAAAGGAUCUCAAUCACUUGCAAAAGAAUGUCAACAUUCGUGAUUCAGGCGACGGCAGAGCUGGAACCUCUGGAAAAAGCGUCAAUAUGAUGAUGCGGAUCAAACGAGAGUCAGAUGAUCUAUCUUCAAACUCAUCACAACCGAAGCCGCUGGAUAGACAAACUGCACUCGAAACAUUGAGACGACGGCGACGACGCGAUGAAGUUGAUGACUCGGAGGAAGAUCAACCCACGUCGACACGAAGUGAAUCACCACUUGUCAAGAUGAAAAAGCUAGAUACUGGACCAACAUCACACAGUGUGUCCCCACCUCCAGUAUCCAAAAGUCCAUCUUUUGGCAAACAUCAUAAACCAUCCGAGGGCCAAACGAAAAAGAAAAAGUCCAAUAAAGCUGCUUCUCAAGGAAAACACCCCAAACCCAAAUCUGCACAUACAAAGACCACCAAUGAUGUCGACUUUGUACGCGUGAAGCCAAAAGAUCAAGUGUCUGUCUUGACGUUUUGGAGUGCCAUGGAACCGUAUUUCCGUCCAUUGACAGAAGAUGAUCGCAAAUUUCUAUUAGAGAAGGGUGAUGAUGUAAAGCCUUACUUGUUACCGCCGUUGGGUCGCCACUACAUCGAAACAUGGGCAGAAGAAGAAAACGCACCGGUACCACAACGCGGUCGAUCAAAUUCACCUGCUGCGACACGACGUGAAGGGUCGAGUGGUCCACACAAUAAGGAUCACGGCGAGUCGUCAUCAUCAUCCUCAUCUACGGCUGCUACUGCUAUGAAUGGCACUGGACCAACAGCAGCAGCAGCAGGUGCUGGUGGUGAAGCGGGAGCAACAGGAAUAGAUGCAAAGGAACCAGACCCUAUUCCUGAACGUGCACGCUACUUGAAACCGGGUGAACCAUUGACGGACGACUAUUUAUUGACCGAGGAUUUGAGCUGUGGCAGUCUAGCAGAGCGUCUACUGAGCAGUUUGGUGAUUGAAGAUAUGGUUGACAUUACGGAACUCAAGGAUCUGAUCACAUUGGAGGAUGCUGCAACGACCGAUGGUGGUGAUAGUGACGAUGUAGACGAUAUGGACGUUGAUUCUGUGUCUUCAAGUGAAGGUGGACGAACCGUUGUCGAGUUAUCCAAUGAUCCGUCUGAAGAUAUUGUCGACUUUGAAGAACGACUCAAGCGUGAAUUGCGAUAUGCUGGUCUCUUUAGUGAUGCGGAUAUUGCAUGGAAUGCACGAGAGGAUGAUGAUAUCUGUGCAGAACUGCGUCGACUCGGUCGCGAACUCAAGGAUCAAGUGAGUGUCAAUGAUUUCCGUAAGAAGCGGUUGUUGGAAGUCGUAGAUAGACAGCUCCAAUACGAGCAAUAUCGCAAUGUACUGGAUACAUACGAUGCCCAAGUUGAACAAUGCUACAUGAAGCGAUUCAGAAUCCAAAAGUCGAAAAAGCGGAAAGCAACAGCACCCAAGGCCAUGUUGUCCGAAAAUGCGGUCAAUGCUAUGGACAAGCGGCGUACCUGGAUAAACGGUCUAGGACCCAUAUUUAAGGACAAGAAUAUUGUCAUGCCAUCCAAAUCGAUAUACAGAGAUGACUUUGACGACGAUGAAAACCCUGAGAUGGAUGACAACAGUGAUUACCACGUUACCACAAGCAGCAGCAACAAUAAUAACACCCCCGCAACGAAUACAACAUGAUACACAUUAUCGCCAAACGCCCUCUUCCGCUCUCCCUCCAUCCCUCUCUCACAUCCGAAAAUCAUUCAUUUGUACAUAGUAUCUCUCUCUCUUUCUCUCUUUGCCUUUUUAUCCGUACUCAACUUAUUUUUCUUUUCGUAAAUACAUAUUAUAUAUCAUUUCGCAGUUAAAAAAAUUACUCCAUGC